CUAACUCACAUUAUUAUUUGUAGAUCAGUCAGUCACAAUUUACCCAUGAUACAUUACGGUUUUGAUCAUCCGGUCAGUUUACAGAAGCUCGAGCUGGGUAAACUUAAAUUUAACAUAGUCAGUGCGAUAAGUUUGAAGGCGAAUGCAUGCACAUUAUUUGUGCUGUGCUAUUAUAACUGGGUUUUGUAAUCUUGUUGUUAUUGUUUUAUUGAGAAUAACAAGUAUCACACAUGCGUAAAUUACACGCAGUUUUGAUACGUUUCCGUAAAUUACCGCUUCUUUGUUCGUCACACCUUAUUGGCCGUGUUCGAGAGCAUCAAAACGACUGCAUGCGACUGCCGACUGAUUGAUCUACAAAUCACCCUGCAUCAUAAAUAGCAACUUAUUAUGAUUUGGAGAUCAGUCAGGCAGUCACAAUUUACCCAUGAUGCAAUGCGGCUGCGAUCCUCUCGAACACGGCCAUUGUGGGAAGUGGUGGUGCUGAAGAGGCAACAACGAAGAUGGCGUGCUGUGGGAAUUGCUUAUGUUGUCACUGCUGCUGCAGGGAUGAAGAUACCCGAACACCCGAGGAACUGACUAUUCUUGGGGAAACUCAAGAUGAAGAGGAUGAGAUCCUUCCAAGGAAAGAUUAUGAGAGCCUGGAUUAUGACAGGUGCAUCAAUGAACCAUAUGUUGAAGUUCUGGAGGAGAUGAACAACAAGAGAGCCAAAAAGUAUGAAGCUGUGAGGUGGAUGCUAGUGUUUGCCAUUGGAGUUUCAGUAGGCCUGGUGGGUGUUUUUGUGGACUUUUUUGUACGCCUUUUCACUCAGCUCAAAUUCAACUUGGUGGGAAAAUCUGUGGAGGAGUGCAGCGAGAAAGGCUGCCUGGCUCUUUCGCUUCUUGAGCUACUGGCCUUCAAUAUGAUGUUCAUCUUCAUCGCCAGUGUGUUGGUCCUCAUUGAGCCUGUAGCUGCAGGCUCGGGAAUCCCCGAGAUCAAGAGCUACCUGAACGGAGUAAAGAUACCUGGAAUAGUCCGGCUACGGACUUUCAUCUGCAAGGCUAUCGGAGUCCUCUUUACCGUAUCCGGAGGUCUGUUUGUGGGGAAGGAGGGUCCAAUGAUCCACAGUGGAGCCAUCGUGGGAGCUGGACUCCCUCAGUUUCAGAGCAUCACUUUCAAGAAGAUCAACUUUGACUUCCCCUACUUCCGCAGUGACCGGGACAAGCGGGACUUUGUGUCGGCGGGGGCGGCGGCUGGGGUGGCGGCUGCGUUUGGGGCACCAAUAGGGGGCACCCUCUUCAGCUUGGAGGAGGGCUCCUCAUUCUGGAACCAGGCGCUCACCUGGAAAGUGCUCUUCUGCUCCAUGUCUGCUACGUUCACCCUCAACUUCUUCCGCUCUGGGAUCAACUACAACAAAUGGGGCUCGUUCCAGCUGCCUGGCCUGCUCAACUUUGGAGAGUUCAAGUGUUCAGACGGGGAUAAGAAGUGCCACCUGUGGACGGCGGUUGACCUGGCCUUCUUUGUCCUGAUGGGGGUGGCGGGAGGGUUGCUGGGGGCCUUCUUUAACUGUAUCAACAAGAGGCUGGCCAAGUACCGCAUGAGACACGUCCACCCCAAGGCCAAGUUUGUCAGGGUUCUAGAGAGUCUGCUGGUUGCCAUGGUGACCACGGUGGUGAUCUUUGUGGCAUCCAUGACAUUGGGUGAAUGUCAUGACCUGGCCUCCACAAUCACCAACAACAACACGACAGCUCUGGUGUCCCUCAAUGAAGACGUCAUCAACUCUACAAUCCGCCAGUUCUUCUGCCCCAACAAGACGUACAACGACAUGGCCACUCUGUUCUUCAACCCUCAGGAGGUGGCCAUCCACCAGCUCUUCCACCAGGACGGUACAUUCAGCCCUGUGACGCUGAUUGUGUUCUUUGUGCUGUACUUUUUGUUGGCGUGCUGGACGUACGGCGUGUCGGUGCCCAGCGGCCUCUUUGUGCCCUCGCUGCUCUGUGGCGCCGCUUUCGGACGCCUGGUGGCCAACCUCCUCAAAAUCAACCUGGGGAUGGACAUCUACUCUGGAACCUUUGCUCUGAUUGGUGCAGCCGCCUUCCUGGGAGGUGUGGUCCGGAUGACCAUCAGCCUGACUGUCAUUCUCAUCGAAUCGACCAAUGAGAUCACCUACGGCUUGCCCAUUAUGAUAACCCUCAUGGUGGCCAAGUGGACGGGGGAUUUCUUCAAUAAGGGCAUCUAUGACAUCCACAUUCAUCUGAGAGGAGUGCCACUGCUGGAGUGGGAGACAGAGGUCGAGAUGGACAAACUGACAGCCAGUGACAUCAUGGAACCCAACCUGACGUACGUGUACCCCCACACGCGCAUCCAGUCCCUGGUGAGCAUCCUGCGUACCACCGUCUACCAUGCCUUCCCCGUGGUCACCGAGAACAGGGACAACGAACGGGAGUUCAUGAAGGGCAACAUCCUCAUCAGCAAUAACAUCCGCUUCAAGAAAGCAAGCGUGCUGACGCGGGCCGGGGAGCAGCGGCGGCGCUGCCAGUCCAUGAAGUCAUACCCGUCCAGUGAGCUGCGCAACGUGUGUGACGACCAGCUGGCGGCCGUGGUGCCUGCUAUGGAGGAGGGCCAGGAUAUGCUGCAGCAGAUGCUGGAGAGGAGACAUGCACCCUACCCUAACCUGUACCCAGACCAGUCCCCGAGCGAGGAGUGGACCAUGGAGGAGCGCUUCCGACCUCUGACCUUCCACGGCAUCAUCCUGCGCUCUCAGCUGGUCAACCUGCUGAUCCGCGGCGUCUGCUACGCAGAGAACCAGUCGAGUGCCACGCAGCCGAGACUGUCGUACGCUGAGAUGACGGAGGACUACCCCCGUUUCCCAGACAUCCAUGACCUAGACUUGGCCCUUCUCAAUCCCCGCAUGAUAGUGGACGUCACCCCGUACAUGAACCCUUCCCCCUACACAGUGUCCCCAAACACACAUGUGUCCCAAGUGUUUAACCUGUUCAGGACCAUGGGCCUUCGACACCUGCCUGUGGUCAACGCAGUAGGAGAGAUUGUGGGAAUAAUCACACGACACAAUUUAACCCACGAGUUCCUCUUGGGGAAACUCAGACAGCAUUACAUCACCAUUUGAGCUCCAAGGUCCAGUCUUUAAAGCCGUCAAGAGUCACCCACGUCUUGCAAUCCCUCCUUCAACUGGACCUGUACCUUACUUUUCCAUGUCUUAUCCAUUCCCCCACACUCUGUACGACACGAUGGGCACACACCUCUGUAACGAGAGGUUAAAGGAUUACUUUUGUCUGCUCCGGAGCCUCUACAGCCCAAGACAUCCCCCCCCUGUAUCCCAAGUGUCCACGCUUUACCAACAGACCGACUUUCUCAUCUUUAUCACUGUAACACUCUUGUUUUGAUUUGUGACUGUACAUUUGAAUUUUAUGUUUUCUCUGUGUAUUUAAAUGUAUUAUACUAUAUAUUUGCGAAAAUAACAUUUCACUGUGCCGCCAGGGGUUUCGAUCAAAGUAGGUUUUUCCUGUAGUGUUAUCAAAAUGUCACAUUGCGGACUAUUUCUAACCUAGGCAUAUGUGUGUAGCUGCAUUAACACACAUACACAAUUGCACUCGCAUAUGUUAAGCUUAACAGAGGACAGUUCAUCUCACAAAUAUUCAGGCAGCAAUGUUAUGGGUGUGUUUCGAAAGGACAGAGGAAGAUGGAGGAAUAUAGUGUAUGUCAAGACUGGAUAGAAUCGACCAAUGUUUUUUUUUGUUUUCAUUUUGAGUUAGAGGGUGUGGGACCAAGAAAGGUCCAGCAUAUUUUCUAGACAGAAAAGGGUGGACAUUUGUUUGUCAGUAUUAAGUACCUCUGUAAAAUCUUUGUGGAAAUGUUGCCGUUGUUCACCUUGUAGAUUCACAUUGCAGGGAACCAAUAAUGUGGUGACUUUCUGUCUAGUUUCCCCAUCCAUGUAGGUUGGGUUGGUAGUACUUUCAAGGUAGAAUCCGCAAUAUGACAUUAUCACACAACUCAAGAGAUGGUGUAAUGGUGCUUUCAAGACUGGGAACUCAGGGAAAAACAAGGGUCAAAUCAGGACGUCAGUGAUCUUCAGGUCAGAAAGUCGAGGCUCUAGAAAGAGGUCUGAGUUCCCCACUUGGAUGACCGUUCAAAACAAAUUUUUCUGGUUCCCAGUUGUCUUGUGCUCACUGAAGUCGAAAGUCGGAGAUUUUCGAGUUCCCAGUUGUUUUGAACGCAGCAUAAAUUGGGAUAAGCCAGUAAUGUCUGUGCUAAGUUGAUGUGUGUAAGUAGGGCGUUUGCCCACUGUCUAUUAGGGGUGUAAUGGUUCACCAAACCCACGCUUCAGUACAUAUUGCGGUUUUGGGGUCAUGGUUCGGUCUCGGUAUAACGGGAAAAUUAAAUGCCAUUCACAAUCUUCCUGGCAUUGUCGGUUGGGACAGGAUUGUUAUGUUGAGUCUCAAGUUUCCACUCUGAUGCUGCGUUUGUAACCAUGUGGGAGGUGGGAAUUUACCAGUUUUCAAGUCCAUAAAUAAAUAUCAGUUGGAUGCAUUCAUGUGAUUGGAUCUCGUUGAGAAACGCUGAUUGACUAAUGGCCAACAAGCUGCGUCAACCAUAAACUAAAAGUACAGCUAUCAUGCGUGCAAACAAAUUAUAGUUUCAAAACCUCAGUAAUGGAUGCUGUAAUGGUGUUUUCUUUUGCAUUUAACUGCCAAAGAUUCUCUUAAGUGGCCAUUUCUGUCAUAGGUGACUACAGGGGUCACCAUCCAUGUGCGAGAAGUGGUUGCUCAGGAUGAUCGACAAAUUUCCCACAAGUAAUUAAUUACCAGUUAGAGGGCUGUUCAAGUGGAUUUUUCCUAGUAGUAUGUGGUAAAUUCCCACUUCCCACUUGGUAACAAAUGCACCAUGACUCUGCCUACUUCAGUGCCAGAUGCACUGGUGCAAGAGGGAAGUUCCUAACAUGGCUCGAUCACUUUCACGAGGUGCUGAAACCAACUAUUCUCACCUACUGAGACUGGGUGCAUAUCCGUGGCUAUAAACCAAAGACAGGUUCAAAAAAUAUAUACACUUAGCCAAACUAUCACUCUUGUAAUUUAUUUGUCCCGGUCAGAUUUAGCUGCUUGAAUUUAGAGGAGAGACAUUGUUUCUUUGUGUUUCUGUCUUGCGCCGGUAUACUGGAGUGAUGUCGGCGUAAAUGUGCCAACAUAUUUGAGGUGUUGGCAGCUGCAUAGGUGACAUUGUUAUCCACAACUCUAUCCAUUGCGGUUGUAAUUUACUGGGAGGAAACCAAAAUGUUCUCAAACUUGAGAUCUAAAUGAUGAUGGAGGAUCCUCUAAUUCUGGUUCGUUGACCCCACCACUCGCCAUUAUGCAGAACAAAUUCUUUGCUGCGCCUCACAAAAUUUUGAAAUGCUCAAAAAUAAGAUUACAAUUAAUUACAAUGUGCACAUAGACUGUACUUGUUUUAACGGAAUAGCCUGAAAUGUUGUUUUCAGAUCAGAUUUACUCGCGGCGUAGGCCUACAAUGCAGCAUAGGCAUAGCCUAUAGGCCUAGUGUUUUUAUGUUGUAAAUAAAAACAUUUUAACGUAUUUUAAUUUGGGUUCACAGUGUGGACUGUUUGGUACAAAUACAUGUACGGUUACACCCUUGCUGUGUAUGGUGAUGUUAUAUUGCAGAGUCUACCUUUUUUAACAUGUGCUUAAACAUGAUGAGGCCAGUGCAGCUUUUUUAUAAAUAGUAAAGAUGGAUGUAAAGUGAAUCAAUUAUGACAAACCAUGAUGGCACAAAGUGCCUUCAGAAAGUAUUCACAGCGCUAGACUUUUUCCAUACUUUGUUGUGUUACAGCCUGAAAUGUCUUGAGUCAAUAACUACUCAACACCUUUUGUUAUGGCUAGCCUAAAUCAGUUCAGGAGUAUCUAUUGAUAGAUGGGUAAAAAGCAGAUGUUGAAUAACCCUUUAAGCAUGGUGAAGUUAUUAAUUACACUUUGGACACCCAGUCACUCACUACAAAGAUUCAGGCGUCUUUCCUAUCUCAGUUGCCAGAGAGGAAGGAAACCGCUCAGGGAUUUCACCAUGAGGCCAAUGGUGACUUUAAAACCGUAGCAGAGUGUAAUGGAUGUGACGAGAUCUGAGGAGGGAUCAUAAACAUUGCAGUUACUCCACUAUACUAACCUAAAUGACAGAGUGAAAAGAAGGAAACCUGUACAGAACAAGGCACUUAAGUAAAACUGCAAAGAAGUUAACGCUUUGUAUUUCAGGACAAAAAGUUAUGUUUUGUGCAAAUCCAGCACAACACUGAGUACCACUCUUCAUAGUGGAGGCUGCAUUAUGUUAUGGGUAUGCUUGUCAAAAGAAUUGCACAGGCAAAAUCUAAUACAAGACUUGAAAAGGGCAUUCUAGCAAUUAUCAACAACCUGCUUCAGAGCAUAAAGAAUUUUAAAAAGAAGAAUAAUGUGCAAAUAUUGUAAAUCCAGGUGUGCACAGCUCCGAGACUAACUGAGAAAGACUCACCUCUGUAAUCCAUGCCAAUUCUGAUUCUAACAUGUUUAUUUUAUAUGGCAAAUCAGUUAGGUAAAAAAUUCAUAUUUUCAAUGACGGCCUAGGAACAGUGGGUUAACUGCCUGUUCAGGGGCAGAACGACAGAUUUGUACCUUGUCAGCUUGUCAACCUUGUCUGAAGGGGGGAAAAAAAUUGAAUCAAUUUUGAAUUCAGGCUGUAACACAACAAAAUGUGAAAUAAGUUAAGGGGUCUGAAUAAUUUCCACAUUUGUUACGUUACAGCCUUAUUCUAAAAUGGAUCUAAAAAAAGAAAAUCCUCACUACCCUAUACAUUUUUGCUAAUUAAUUUAAAAAAAUAAACCCAUACCUUAUUUAUAGAAGUAUUCUCAACCCUUUGGUAUGAGAUCACAAGUGCGUCAUUAUGGGGUAUUGUGUUUAGAUUGAUGAAAAAUGAUUUUUUCGUCCAUUUUAGAAUAAGGCUGUAAUGUAACAAAAUGUGGAAAAAGUCAAGGGGUCUGAAUACUUUCCGAAUGGACUGUAUACUCUAAGCAUUCCUUGUUAUGUUUGUCAUGUUUUUUGCCUUUGUUUUAUUUAAGAGUUUAUUUUUAUGAAAUGUUAUUUGUAUGAUUUGCUACAUGUACUAUAAAGGAUAUAAUGAUAAGCCGUUACAUUUGGUCUAGAACAAGAUAAAUAGUUGUUACUUUGGGGGGGUAUUUGUUUGUAGAAUUGCCAUAGCGUGGGUUGCAAAAUGUAAGGGUAUCUUUCCCAAAAUUCUCGGGUUUCAGGAAUCGUCCAACCAGGAUUUCUGGAAAACGGUGGAAUUUUGGGUAAGUCAACAUCCACACUAAAUGUGUCUCUGCAGAUGACAUGCAUCAGAUUAAGUUGUAUGGAAAAUGGACAGAUGGUAAAUGUGCUAUGCUUAGCCAUCGUCAGGACCAGAGGGACCGGUUUCCCCCACCCCCUCCAAAUAACAUUAUGGACACACCAGUGUUUAGUAAAUCUGCUGUGAAGGUUUUGGCUUUGCUCUGAGCUUGGUGAUACGUUUGUGGAAGCUUGACAUACCGUAUGUAGAAAAGCAAGCCCAUGGCAAACAACAUAGGUCCCUGGGAAAGAGAAAGCAGAAACCUCUGUCUUGUGCCUUGACAUUGCUCUUCAAAAUAAAGAUCCCUUUGUUUUGUAAAUCAUU
Oncorhynchus keta (chum salmon) is the source of this 7657-nucleotide messenger RNA. RefSeq names its product chloride channel 6 (gene clcn6). Gene Ontology annotation, cellular component: intracellular membrane-bounded organelle; lysosomal membrane. NCBI's taxonomy places the organism in Eukaryota, Metazoa, Chordata, Actinopteri, Salmoniformes, Salmonidae. The transcript is spliced from 22 exons. The coding region runs from base 501 to 3104 and encodes 867 amino acids. The record is from RefSeq and is a predicted model, not a curated record. Gene Ontology annotation, molecular function: voltage-gated chloride channel activity. Gene Ontology annotation, biological process: chloride transport; transmembrane transport.